AUGGCGGGUCUCAAGGCUGCAGCACACAAGCCCACCAAUCUGGCCAAGGUAUAUGAUGUAAGACAGGGUAAAGAUGAGAGUCUGGCGGCAUUCCUAGAAAGGGUCAUAGAGGUGUUCAGACAGUACACCCCUAUGAAUCCAGAGGCCCCAGAGACCAAAGCUGCCAUAGUUAGGGCUUUUGUUAACCAAGCUGCUCCAGACAUGAAAAGGAAAUUACAGAGGGUAGAAAGACUAGGAGAGAAGAGCCUACAGGAUCUGCUAGUGGUGGCAGAAAGAGUGUACAAUAACAGAGAGACCCUGGAGGAGCAACAGGCUAGGAUAAGUGACCGUCAGACCCAGAACCUGGCUAAGAUCCUACUGGCCAUGACCACGGAUGACCCACAUGAAAAGCAGAGACGUCUCAAAAAGCUGGCUUCAGGAGAAGGGGAAAGUCGGGGUUUGGCACCCCUCCCCAAACCCAGGGUAACCCUUAAAGUGGAGGGGCAACCAAUUAAAUUCCUAGUAGACACCGGGGCACAGCACUCUGUCUUGCUACAACCUCAAGGGAAGUUGGCAAAUAAGACCUCAUGGGUACAGGGGGCCACAGGCACUAAACAAUAUUCAUGGACUACCCGAAGAACAGUGGAUCUUGGCGUGGGCCCGGUAACCCACUCCUUCAUGGUCAUUUCUGAGUGCUCCUACCCCCUUUUAGGCCGGGACCUACUCACCAAGAUGGGAGCCCAAAUUAUUUCCACCCUUAAGGGGCCAAGGUCCUGGAAAGAGGGACACCCGAUCCAGGUGCUUGUCUUGAACCUGGAGGACGAAUAUCGUCUUCACCAAAUACCCCCGGAACCAAUGACCAACAUUGACCACUGGUUGCAGGAGUUUCCCCAAGCAUGGGCAGAAAACGGGGGAAUGGGAUUGGCCCAACAUCGGCCAGAGAUAUACAUUGAAUUAAAGCCAGGAGCAGAACCAGUCAGAGUCCACCAAUACCCUAUGCCUCUCACAGCACGGACAGGGAUCACCCCACACAUCCGGCGACUGCUAGACUCAGGCAUACUGCGGCCUUGUCAGUCGGCAUGGAACACUCCCCUGCUGCCGAUACGAAAGCCACACCCUAAUGAUUAUAGACUGGUCCAGGACUUGAGGGACGUUAACCGACUGGUGAUGGACAUGCACCCUACAGUCCCAAACCCCUACACCCUCCUCUCCAUCUUGUCCCCAGACAAGACUUGGUAUACAGUGCUAGACCUAAAGGAUGCCUUUUUCAGCUUGCCCUUGGCCCCAAAGAGCCAAGACCUCUUCGCUUUUGAAUGGGCAGACCCGGAGAAGGGCAUCCAUGGCCAACUCACCUGGACUCGACUACUGCAAGGAUUCAAGAAUUCGCCCACCAUCUUCAAUGAGGCACUGCAUGAAGACUUAGGUGAGUUCCGUGCCAAACACCCUAGUCUGACUCUAUUACAGUACGUAGAUGAUAUCCUGUUGACAGCAGAAGACCAGGAAACAUGCCUACAACACACCAAGGACUUGCUCCGAAUGAUAGCAACUCUGGGAUACCAGGCUUCAGCUAAGAAGGCCCAGAUCUGCAGAAUGGAGGUGAGCUACCUGGGGUACAAAUUAAAAGAUGGACAAAGAUGGUUAACGGAUGCACGGAAGGAGACUGUCAUGAGAAUCCCACAGCCUCGAAACAUCCGCCAGGUACGUGAAUUCCUAGGGUCGGCUGGGUUCUGCUGAUUGUGGAUCCCAGGUUUCGCUGACAUAGCUAAGCCCCUCUACGAGGCCAUGAGACAAAAACAGGACUUUGUAUGGACUGAGGCCAUGGACAAAGCCUUCAAUGACCUUAAACAAGCCUUGCUUUCGGCCCCAGCACUCGGGCUGCCUGAUCUGACUAAGCCCUUCCAUCUUUACGUGGAUGAAAAGGAAGGGGUGGCAAAGGGAGUCCUAAUUCAAUACAUGGGCCCCUGGAAGAGACCGGUGGCAUAACUCUCAAAGAAAUUAGGUGCCGUGGCCGCUGGAUGGCCUCCAUGUUUAAAAAUUACUGCUGCAGUGGCCACCAUGAUUAAAGAUGCAGAUAAGCUGACUAUGGGGCAGGAACUAUACGUCACUACCCCACAUGCCAUUGAAGGGGUACUCAAACAACCCCUGGACCAAUGGAUCAGCAAUGACCGCUUGACCCAUUAUCAGAGCUUGCUUUUGAACCCUACCAGAAUUUUGUUCCAGGUGCCAACAGCCCUAAACCCAGCGACACUGCUCCCUAACCCUGACAGCACACACCCCCCCCCCCCCCCACAUGACUGCCAAGAAAUCCUGGCUCAGGUGCACGGAGUCAGAGCCGAUCUCCAGGACCAACCGCUGCCGAAUGCUGGUGACACCUGGUAUACAGACGGCAGUAGCUUUGUCUGGGAAGGAAUCAGGUAUGCGGGGGCAGCUGUGACCACAGAGACAGAGACUGUCUGGGCGGAACCGUUGGCGGCUGGGACUUCUGCCCAACGUGCAGAACUGAUUGCGCUAACCAAGGCGCUAACAAUGGGAGCAGGCAAGCGGAUAAGCAUCUUUACUGAGAGCAGCUAUGCCUUUGCCACAGCCCACAUCCACGGAGCCAUUUAUAGAGAAAGAAGGCUCUUAACAGCAGAAGGAAAGACUAUUAAAAACAAGGCAGAAAUCCUCGAGCCCCUAAGGGCCCUCUGGCUGCCUAAGGCACUGGCCAUUAUCCAUUGUCUAGGACAUCAAAAAGCAGACACACCUGUGGCCAGAGGAAACAGGCUGGCCAACUUAAAGGCAAAAGAGGCAGCUCUUUCAGUGGACCAUGUCUUAGUGACCACACUGCCCCAUCCGGAAGCACCGAAUAGCAGCAUAAUCCUACCAGAGGAACUGGGACGGCGACUCCUAUCCAAAAUGCACAGGAGUACAUACAUGGGAACAAAAAUAAUAGAAGACUUGGUGCGACAUGCAAAGAUCACUAUCAAAGAUUGCCAAUCAAAGAUCAAACAGAUUGUGACAAGCUACCACGCAUGCCAAUUAACUAAUGCCACCGCCCAUGGAUCUAACCCAGGCACCCGGCUCCAGGGGGACCACCCAGGAGCCUACUGGGAAGUGGACUUCACCGAGAUAAAACCUGGAAAAUACGGAUACAGGUAUUUACUGGUAUUUGUAGAUACUUUUUCAGGAUGGACAGAGGCAUUUCCCACCAAACAUGAAACUGCACAGACCGUGACCAAGAAACUGCUGGAAGACAUCUUACCGAGGUAUGGUUUUCCUGUUAAGAUUGGAUCAGACAAUGGACCAGGAUUCAUCUCUAAGGUAACACAGGGAGUGGCACUAGUACUUGGGGCAGAUUGGAAAUUACAUUGCGCAUAUAGGCCCCAAAGCUCAGGACAGGUAGAGAGGAUGAACAGAACAUUAAAAGAGACCUUGACUAAAUUAGCCUUGGAGACUGGUGGGGAUUGGGUGACUCUCCUCCCCUUCGCCCUAUAUAGGGUGCGAAACUCCCCAUAUAAGAUGGGACUUACCCCUUAUGAGAUCAUGUUCGGUAUUCCUCCACCUAUUAUCCCCAAUUUAAAAUCUGUGGUGCUGGGGUGCUUGGGUGGCUCAUUUGAUGAUCACCAACUCCUUUUCUCCCUCCAAAUGUUACAACGAACCCAUGAAUAGAUGUGGCCUAAGCUGAGGACCCUCUACAAGACUGGGCCACCCCCCAGGCCCCAUCGAUAUCAGCCGGGUGACUGGGUGUAUGUCCAGAGAUACCAACACCAGACACUUCAACCACGCUGGAAGGGACCCUACAUCAUAAUCCUGACCACUCCCACCGCUCUCAAGUUCAACGGGAUUACUCCCUGGGUCCACUACACCCACGUCCGGCCAGCUGACCCACACGGCGUUCUCAAGGACUUCGCACCAGAAUGGAAAAGUCAGCCCAACAAAGACAAUCCCCUAAAGCUAAGACUGCGCCAUUCUCACUUGCCCCACUAA
Molecule: messenger RNA, 3945 nt
Organism: Lutra lutra (Eurasian river otter)
Lineage: Eukaryota; Metazoa; Chordata; Mammalia; Carnivora; Mustelidae
Biological process (GO): DNA integration; proteolysis; virion assembly
Molecular function (GO): aspartic-type endopeptidase activity; nucleic acid binding; RNA-DNA hybrid ribonuclease activity
Source: RefSeq, a predicted model, not a curated record